Messenger RNA from Adineta steineri, 1044 nucleotides. The record is from the annotation of a GenBank genome assembly. NCBI's taxonomy places the organism in Eukaryota, Metazoa, Rotifera, Eurotatoria, Adinetida, Adinetidae.
AUGAAUCAAGUUCAAGUCAGACAAGUACCAUUAACUACAUCAUCUGAUAAACAGAGAAUUGUUGGUACUUGGUUUCCAACGAGUUAUUAUGGAAAUUUUCGAGCUAAAUCACGUGCUGAUUUAGCUGAUUAUUUUCGUCAAUUAGCUCAACCUGCUCCACCAAAAAAAUUUAUCGAUCGACAAACAGCUGAAGCUAAUACUCAUAUAUUUUCUCAACAUGAUAAUCGCUUUAAAUUUGAAUGUGAUCCACUUGUUCGUAAUACUCAAUCAGGAUUUGGUAAACGAAAAGCACAAAGUAAUGCACGUGGUGAAUUUAAUCCACAAUUAAUUAGUUGGAUGCCAAAAACUAGUGAUCGUAAAACGCCUGUUGAUGAUGUUAAAACUACAUCCUAUGAUGAUGAUUAUAAUCGUGAAUCAACUCCAUCACGUAUUUUAUCAGAAUUUCAAUCAAAUGAAAAUGAUAAGGAACAAAAUGCAAGACCAUCGUCACCUACUAGUGUUUAUUCAUUUAGUUAUCAACAUGGUCAACCUAAUUAUGAACGAUCGAAACAAAUUCGUCAAGAAACCUAUCAAAGAUUUUUAUCAACACAUGCUCAAUUAUCAAAACAAAAGAGUAAUGGACGUAGUGGAAGUGUUGCCUCAUGUAUGGUAUGGAAUAAUAUUACAAAUAAUGAUAAUAAACCUUCUAUACCAAAAGAAAAUAUAAUUGAUACUGUAGUACCUAUUAAAUUAGAACGUCAUUCUCUCAUAGAUAAUAAUAAUAAUAAUAAUAUAACAUCUCGUCAGCGUGUGCAAAGUGCUGGACCUCGUGUAAUAUUCCAAACACCCAGUGAAUUAUUACAAAAACCAGUUCAAAGUCAACCAAUGCAAAUAUUUAAAGCAACAAUAAUCUCGAAAGAACGACCACAUACAGUAACUACAACAUCACGUGAACAUUAUAAAGGAGCUAGUUUUGGGCCGAAAAUAACAAUUCCAAGACCAGCUACUCCAUAUGAACAAACUUAUACGAAUCGUAUGCAAAAUCUUAUUUCAAAAUAUAUGUAA